AUGUCCCACGAAGAAGAUCUCAUCGAUUACUCCGAUGAGGAGAUCGGUGGAAACGACACCGUUCCCGCCCCCAGCGGUUCCAAUGGCAAGAAGUCGGAGCUCGCUACUGGCAACGACGUCGACAAGAAGGGCAGCUACGUUGGCAUCCACUCGACUGGUUUCCGCGACUUUCUCCUGAAGCCCGAGCUUCUCCGCGCUAUUGGCGACUGUGGCUUCGAGCAUCCAUCGGAGGUCCAGCAAACUUGCAUUCCUCAGGCCCUUCUCGGUGGCGACAUCAUUUGCCAGGCAAAGUCAGGCUUGGGAAAGACGGCCGUCUUCGUCCUCGCCACCCUGCAGCAGGUUGAGCCGAUCAACGGAGAGGUCUCCGUCAUGGUCAUGUGCCACACUCGCGAGCUUGCCUACCAGAUCCGCGAUGAGUACAACCGAUUCAGCAAGUACAUGCCCGACAUCAAGACGGGUGUCUUCUACGGCGGUACCCCCAUCAAGCCGGAUGUCGACAUGCUCAAGAGCAAGGACACGUGCCCGCACAUCAUCGUCGGUACCCCCGGCCGACUCAAGGCUCUCGUCCGCGACAAGGCGCUCCGUCUCGGCAGCGUUCGCAUCUUCGUGCUCGACGAGUGCGACAAGAUGCUCGACCAACCCGACAUGCGCACCGAUGUGCAGGAGGUGUUCCGGGCCACCCCCACGCAGAAGCAGGUCAUGAUGUUCUCGGCCACCUUGUCGGAGGCCAUCAAGCCCAUCUGCCGCAAAUUCAUGCAGAACCCGACGGAGCACUACGUCGACGAGGACACCAAGCUCACGCUGCACGGCCUGCAGCAGUACUACGUGCAGCUCGAGGAGAAGGAAAAGAACAGAAAGCUCAACGAGCUUCUCGACGAACUUCAGUUCAACCAGGUCAUCAUCUUCGUCAAGAGCACCAUCCGCGCGACCGAGCUGGACAAGCUCCUGAAGGAAUGCAACUUCCCGUCCAUCGCCGUCCACUCGGGUGUGAGCCAGGAGGAGCGCAUCAAGCGUUACAAGGAGUUCAAGGAGUUCAAGAAGCGCAUCUGCGUUGCCACCGACGUCUUCGGACGAGGCAUCGACAUCGAGCGCAUCAACCUUGCCAUCAACUACGACCUCCCGGCGGAUGCCAGCUCCUACCUGCACCGCGUAGGUCGUGCCGGUCGAUUCGGCACCAAGGGUCUUGCCAUCUCCUUUGUGAGCAGCGACCAGGAUCAGGAGGUGCUCAAGGAGAUUGAGAAGCGCUUCGAGGUGGCCCUGCCCGAGUUCCCCAAGGAAGGGGUGGAGCCAAGCACCUACAUGGCGUCCUAG
Molecule: messenger RNA, 1311 nt
Organism: Drechmeria coniospora
Lineage: Eukaryota; Fungi; Ascomycota; Sordariomycetes; Hypocreales; Ophiocordycipitaceae
Product: ATP-dependent RNA helicase
Exons: 5
Coding region: 1-1311 (436 amino acids)
Biological process (GO): mRNA export from nucleus; mRNA splicing, via spliceosome
Molecular function (GO): ATP binding; RNA binding; RNA helicase activity
Source: RefSeq, a predicted model, not a curated record